Messenger RNA from Hippoglossus stenolepis (Pacific halibut), 3176 nucleotides. It is a transcript of the gene chst6, whose product is annotated as carbohydrate sulfotransferase 6. Gene Ontology annotation, molecular function: N-acetylglucosamine 6-O-sulfotransferase activity. The transcript has 2 exons. Gene Ontology annotation, biological process: carbohydrate metabolic process; sulfur compound metabolic process; N-acetylglucosamine metabolic process. Gene Ontology annotation, cellular component: Golgi membrane. Bases 432 to 1628 code for a protein of 398 amino acids. NCBI's taxonomy places the organism in Eukaryota, Metazoa, Chordata, Actinopteri, Pleuronectiformes, Pleuronectidae. The record is from RefSeq and is a predicted model, not a curated record.
CGGCCCCCCGGCCCAUCCCACCGACACACACCGAGCUCCGCCGCUGGCCACGUCUCAAAACCUCCGCACUUUCCUCCUGUGCGUGUCGGAGCAGCAGCUGCGGACCGAGCGGGGAGGAGGAGCACAGCCGAGGGUCGAGGGCUGUUAGCGGGGAGCGGAGCGCGGAGGCACCGGGGCGCGGAGGCACCGGGGCCCGUCGCCAGGCAGCAGCUGCACCGUCAACACAGCUGGACGAGAGGCACCGGAGCCGGGGAUCCGUGGAGAGAAGGACCGAGGGAAAGUGCCGGAGGACGGACUGAAGACAGAGGGAGCCCCUCUCUCCUCCUCCCCGCGGACAGGAAGCCCCUGUCUCUCGUCCUCAGCCGACGAGGCAACGCGCUGCUCCACAGACGACGAGAAGCACCUGAUAGCGACAGGGACCCGCAGCCAUCAUGCCCCGCUGCAAAGUCAGCCUCAGCACCAUGAUUUUCCUGGUGAUCCUGCAGGGGGCAGCGGUGGUGCUGUUUUGCGGCUGGUACGUCCAGCUCAGUCACUGCGGCGCCCAAGACCCCAACAAAAAAGUUCACGUUCUGCUGCUGUCGUCCUGGCGAUCAGGCUCGUCCUUCCUCGGCCAGGUGUUCAGUCAGCACCCGUCUGUCUUCUACCUCAUGGAGCCGUCUUGGCACGUGUGGUCCAAACUGCAAAAAUCGGGGGCGCGGACACUCCGGAUGGCCGUGAGGGAUCUGUUUCGCAGUGUAUUUCAGUGCGACUUCUCAGUGAUGGAGGCUUAUCUUCCGGAGCAGUGCAAUGUUUCCUCCUUGUUCAUGUGGAGUCACAGUCGAGCGCUGUGCUCGCUACCGGCCUGUCCUCUCACGAAACGCACCGAGUUCAGCAACCAGACGCAGUGCUCACAGACGUGUGAUGCCAGGGGCCUGCAGGGGGCGCAGGACGCCUGUGGCACUUACAGCCAUGUGGUGUUAAAAGAAGUGCGUUUUUUUGAGCUGGAAUCCCUCUACCCACUUCUGCAGGACCCAAACUUAGAUCUCCGCAUCAUCCACCUGGUCCGAGAUCCACGGGCUGUGGUGCGCUCCAGAGAGGCUUCGUCCAAAGCCUUCGUGAGCGAUAACGCCAUCGUCUUGGAGCAAAGAAACAUACCAGCGGCUGAGGUGCAGUAUCAAGUCAUACAGGAGAUCUGUCGUAGUCACGUGCGCAUCAAUGAGAGGGCCACCCUGAAGCCCCCCCCAUUUCUGAAAGGCCGCUACAAAAUGGUGCGAUACGAGGACGUGGCACGCAACCCGCUGGAGGAAAUAAGUGCCUUGUACGACUUCAUAGGUCUGGACAUGACCAAGCAGCUCGAGGAGUGGAUCUACAGCGUGACCCACGGAAUAGGAAAAGGCUCCAAGAAAGAUGCCUUUAAAAUCACGUCACGAAACGCCGCUGACAUCUCCCAGGCUUGGCGAACCAUGCUGCCUUACAGCAAGGUCAAACGCGUCCAGGAAGUGUGUAAAGGGGCCAUGUCGUUGCUCGGGUAUCGGACAGUCGACAGUGAGAAAGAACAAAAGCGACUCGACAUAAAUCUGCUGGUGCCACAGGAACCGUAUCAGUUCAGCUGGUUACCAGCGAAAACAGAGCGUCCGAGCGACAGUUAGAAAACGAGGGGAACCAGGACUGAGGUCGACAGACUGUACAGACGUUCGUGACUGCACGAGUCAACACACGUGAUGUUCAAGGUUAAAGCCUUGGUUUGUGAUCAACUGACGCUAUGAGGGGAUUCAGCACAACAGCAUCGUGUGACAUUACAUUUUAUAAAGAACUAAAAACAGAGGGGCUGAUUCAAGGGUUAGAAAAUACUCGAUCCUGCAAAUGUGGAACUAGAGCUGAAAACCACAGAAGAUGGCUGACGUUUGUUUUUUCUCUGAGGUGUUUAUAAAAACUCACCAUCAUCUGCAGUCAUGUGAAGAAGCAAUUAAACUUCUGAGAUCAGGCUUCGUCCACACUAAUACGUUUUAAAACAAAAAGCAUCUCCGCUCCAACAAGUGUUUCAGCUCCGUAUCUAGAAUAAUCUCCGUCCUCCUGUCAACACGUGUCACUCAAACUCACUUUAAUCAACCUGAUGAUUCAAAAGUAAAGAACUUUCAUAAUGUUGCUUUAAAGCUGCACAGAUGAAAACCAGCUCUUCUUUUCAACCUGAUUCACAAGUGAGUCUCCAGCUGUAACUUCAGAAUGAAGAAGUUUCCUUUUUUCCACAAACUCAUUUGACGGUUCAGAUGAAUCAUGAUUCUAACAAAGUGUUACUCAUCGUGUCUCCGAGCAGGAGGUUUAUCUGGUUUCACUUUGCUAUGAAAACAUGAUCAGUGUCUAUGUUCAGUUUAAUUCCAGCUGAUUAACUGGGACUGUGCUUCCAGGAGCUCCGCCUCUCUUUAUUUAUAUUACUUACAUUGUUCUUUUUUUAAUGAUUGAUUGGUUAACACCUCCCUACACUGAUCACCCUAUGUAUCUGGUGUUCUGAGUAGAGUUGUGCUUGCAAAUGAUUGAAGAGGAAACCUGAAAGUUAAAUCAUUGAUUUACAUGUUCUGAGCUGACUCAAAGAUGAACUCGUGUUAUUAGUUGGUGUUUAGAUUCUCUGGGAGCUUUCUCUUCUUAUAAAUAUCACAUGUCAGAAUCGUUUUAAUGUUCUGAUUCAAACCCUAACUACGCUCCCCUGGUAAACACACGUCUGUAUCUACUGAAGCUGUCAAGGAUUUACCAUGAAGUCUUUGUGUUAGUGAACAAUACUUUUGAAACUUAAAGUUGCACUUAUCUAUAUUUUCAUAUCGAAUGGGAUCAUUAUGAGUUGGUAUAGUGUAUUUUCCUGACCUGCAGCUUCAGUGUUGUGGUUCAGUCUCGACCUCGUCAGUGUCGUCACCUGCUUCACUCGACUGGUUUGUUCCUCAGGAGGAAGAGGAGAAGAAAUCUGGACUGAGAGGAGACUGAAUGUUAAACUCAAAUUAACAAGUGGACAGAAACAUGACUCCACACUAAAGUGCAGGCGGCUGAUCGGCUACAUGAGGUGACAAUAAGUUAAUACAUGUGUUAGAAGUUGUUACGACUGGUAACACAAAAAAAACAACGAAAGCAAAAUCAAGGUGUUAAAGGUUCAGUGUGUAGAAUAUAGUGACAUCUAGUGGUGAAGUGUCAUGUUGCAGCUGAACACCCCU